Molecule: messenger RNA, 2737 nt
Organism: Sitophilus oryzae (rice weevil)
Lineage: Eukaryota; Metazoa; Arthropoda; Insecta; Coleoptera; Curculionidae
Gene: put
Product: activin receptor type-2A
Exons: 11
Coding region: 431-2002 (523 amino acids)
Biological process (GO): cellular response to growth factor stimulus; protein phosphorylation; activin receptor signaling pathway
Cellular component (GO): activin receptor complex; plasma membrane
Molecular function (GO): ATP binding; activin receptor activity; activin binding
Source: RefSeq, a predicted model, not a curated record
UACCAAGAAGUGCCUAUCUAGAAUAUUUGUCAAUUAGGGAAUUCCAUUUUUUUUGGUUUUUGUAAUAUUGGUUGGUGAAAUUGUAAUGGUUUUGUCUUGUCUUUUUGUCUAAUGUAAUUUUUAAUCCUAAAUACUGGAAAAAUAGUAAUUUUGUGCUGAGAUUUUGAGAUUGAUUAUAUUUUGAUAUAACGAAGUAGUAAAUGUUGUUUACUGGAUAAAUAUAUCAGUAUUUAACAUGUUUAAUUAGUGACAAAAAACACUGAAUUAUUUUGUUUAGCUGGUCACAGGAACGUGUUGCUAUUUGCUAUUAGCAGUCGAGUAGGUAUUGCUAUUGCUAAUGUUUAUUUUCUUGACCUGGGUUAAGACCCAUGUUUGGUUUUAAUGAAAAUAGAGGCAAUAUUAUAUUUGGACGUUUAAAUUAAAAGUGAAGAUGGGUUUAAAAUAUACUGUAAAGACUAUAGGAGUGGUUCUGAUAUUUCAACUUUUAUUUCAUGAACAUAUUGUUGAUGCAUCUGUGGUACCAUUGUCUUUGAUGGUAACAACAAAAUGUGAAUUUUACAACAGUUCUUGUACACCUGGUACUUGUAAUGAGGUAGUUGAGUGUGACGUUCCCGGGGAAGGAAAAAGGAAUCAUUGCUUUGUUUUAUGGUCUUAUGAACCUAAUGGUACAGCCAAUGUUUCCCUCAAGGGGUGUUUUUUAAAUUCAGAGGACUGUUAUGGCCAAAGAUCGUGCGUUGAUAAAACAUUCAGCCCUAAAAACAAUUUUAAUUACUGUUGUUGUGAAGGCGAUAUGUGCAAUGCCAAUUUUAGUUGGGUACCAGUACCAACUGAACCACCACCACCUAGUACUGCAGUUCCAACUGUUGAAGCAUCUAAUACUAUUUAUUACGUAAUCGGGUCUAUUGCAGUAGGCUUAUUAUUGCUAUUGUCCAUUGUAUGUUUCCUCUUUUGGAAAAGUCGGGAUAAGCGCUACUUUAACGGGUUGCCAACUUCAGAACCCCAUCCAUUACCACCUCCAUCUCCAGCUAUGGAUCAAAGACCUAUUCAGCUUCUUGAAAUCAAAGCUAGGGGUCGUUUUGGUGCAGUAUGGAGAGCUCAGUUCAAAACUGAAGAAGUUGCUGUAAAAAUAUUCCCUAUACAGGACAAACAAUCUUGGCAAACUGAACAAGAAAUAUUUAAGAUACCUUUUAUGGCCCAUUCAAAUAUCCUUCACUACAUAGGUGUUGAAAAGAGAGGUGAUAACUUGCAAGCUGAGUUUUGGUUAAUUACAGCUUACCACGAAAAGGGUUCUCUUUGUGAUUAUCUAAAAUGCCAUACAUUAACUUGGAGUGAAUUAUGCCAAAUCGCAGAGAGUAUGGCAAGAGGUUUAAUGCAUUUACAUGACUCGAUACCGGGAAAAACACCUAACGAACCUUCGAAGCCGGCAAUUGCACAUCGCGAUUUUAAAAGCAAGAAUGUUCUGUUGAAAAACGACAUGACGGCUUGUAUUGCUGAUUUCGGUCUAGCUAUUAUAUUCGAAGCUGGAAAAUCUUGUGGAGACACUCAUGGUCAAGUUGGCACCCGCAGAUAUAUGGCGCCCGAAGUAUUAGAAGGUGCUAUCAAUUUCACGCCAGACGCCUUCUUGAGGAUUGACAUGUACGCUUGCGGUCUUGUUCUUUGGGAAUUGGUUUCUAGGUGUAAGGCUCAAGAUGGUCCCAUCCCAGAAUAUCGUCUGCCAUUUGAAGAGGAAGUUGGACCCCAUCCAACAUUGGAAGAUAUGCAAGAAAGCGUGGUACAGAAUAAAGUCAGGCCGCGUAUACAGGAACAUUGGAGAAAUCAUCCGGGUUUAGAGGCAAUAUGCGACACAAUGGAAGAAUGCUGGGAUCACGAUACAGAAGCGCGUCUUUCUGCUUCGUGCGUCAUGGAGCGUAUUAUGGUACAAACCAGAUAUCAAGCCUCGAUGCUUAAUUGGAAAAUCGAAAAUGAAUCACCACUAAACCCAUUAAAGGAAGAUGAUGAUUAAUGAGGAAAUUAAUUAUGAAAACGAAUCGAAUUUGUCAACAGAUCAAUACCGUACCUGCAUCGCUAACAAUAGUGUACCUGCGCAAAUGCAGCUUGUGUCUUAGUUACCACUCUUGCCUAUCAGAUAUCGUUCAUACGAUUGAAGAACCGGACAAUUGCCAGGCAAGUUACAUUGAACAGACGAUUUCAUAGUGUUUAUUUUCCAAAUAGACGUUAGAUUAUAAACGAGAGACUUCCUUUUAAAGGAUAAUAAUAUGGUUGACUGUUAUAUAUUGCUCUUCCGAAUUACGCCUCCGACUAUAAGUUUUUAAACACUUACCGAUGUGCCAAUAGUCAUCUAUAUUUUAUUUUUCUCCUAUGGUAACUUGACUCAAGAGAUAUUUUAGUUUACAUUCAUAAAGAUUACACAAUUGAAACUGACGCCAAUAGACAAGUAAGAUUUUAAGAGUAAGGAAGUUUUUGGAAUGAAAAGGAUAGUUAAGUAAUAUUAUAUUGUAUUGUUGAUUUAUACAUAACAUUUUGAACUUGUAAAUGUUUUUUUUAAUGUAAAAUUUUCUAACAUAGAAUCGUUUAGGUCCUACGGGCCUGAAUUAAAUUUCAGAGAUAUAUUUUUUAAACGUGACUAAGAAAAGUAUAAAGGUUGUGUCUGGACAUUUCUGUAUGCACACUUGUCAUAAUUUUAUUUUUUUAUUUGUUGUAUAUAUUUUUACUUUUAAUAAAGAGGAGGUAGAAGGAG